CAUCACAUUUCUUCUUAUGACUUUGUGUUACUAACGUGACUGGAAACACUAAGACUUUAGUAUGUCAGCAUCCGAAAAGGAAUGAGUACAGCGAACGCGCUCAGAGUACUCAUGCAAACACGCAACGGCUGAAACGUACUAGUUAUUUGUAAGGCGCGAUGGAGGAGGACAUCGGUCUGGCCGAGCUGGGCGUCACAGCGCGGAGCGCCGCUCUGGUGGAGGAGCAAGUCCUCCAAGAGGCGCUUGAGGCCGCGGCGGAUGUCCCGCCCCGUGCUGCUGCCGGCAGCCCCGCCGACGACAUCCCAGCAGCAGCAGCUCCUCCUGCUCCUUCUGCUCGCUCCGGCCAUGUCGCCACUGCUGCUGCGGCGGGGGAUGCCGCGCCUCACACCCGCCCUUCCCAACAGCCAAAUGGUCCCGCCUCCGCUUCUGCUCUCCAGCAGCACCUCCAGCACCAGCAGCACCAACACCAGCUGGCCUCCGUACAGCAGGAGAUCAGCGCCAUUGAAGCAGCGCUGGCGGCAGCAGCGGAGGCGGCAGCGGCGGAGGCGGCAGCAGGGGGCGAGGAUGGGGAGGAUGAGAAGGCU
This is a messenger RNA of Astrephomene gubernaculifera, 584 nucleotides long. Lineage: Eukaryota; Viridiplantae; Chlorophyta; Chlorophyceae; Chlamydomonadales; Astrephomenaceae. The record is from the annotation of a GenBank genome assembly.